AUGAUGAAUUACUAGCUGGCCUUAUGACCGUCGAAACCAGCCGAAAAGCUGCUAUAAAGAGGGUGGUGGGGCUGGCUGCAAACCUAAAAAGCAACGUCACGGGCGAAUUCCUGGAGUUCGUGAGAGUGGCAGAUGAAUCUCUCAGGAACCUACGGCGUUACUUCGAUGCUGGUAAAGUCCUGUUUGACAUGAAUAAAGGAAUAUUGAAUCCUGGAGAUCCAGGUUUCAUUGCGAAAACUGAGCUUCUGCGAAAUGCAACAUUCUUGAAAGAUGAACUGCAUAGGUUGGCCGCCACCUACAAAACUUUAGAGGCUCGAAUUGUGGAUUUACCUAGAGAACAUUAUGAAAUGAUGCGGCCAGUGAUCCUAAGUAUUAAGCUGAGUGAACAGGCACUUAUUCCGCUGGGGAAAAAAUUUCAAGUUGAUAUGGAUGGUAUCAAACCAAGACCGAGGACCGAUACGACUUAAAAUUCACCUUUUAACACUCGACGAAAA
This is a messenger RNA of Bemisia tabaci, 494 nucleotides long. RefSeq lists its product as uncharacterized. The record is from RefSeq and is a predicted model, not a curated record. Lineage: Eukaryota; Metazoa; Arthropoda; Insecta; Hemiptera; Aleyrodidae.